UUCCUUUUACAGCUUGGUUGUGGUGGUUAAUCAAGCUCCCAAAUCUUGUGGGUAUAGCCUGGUGGAGAAAGCUACAAAACUCGUCUUUACUGCUGCUUAUAAAGGGUGUCAUGUCAAGACUGUGGGCAAACAUUAUGAGCUAACUAUUGUUCAUCUGACCAGUACUGGAGAAAAGCUGCAAAAGCACAUGAUGUGUCCUGUACAGAUGAUUGUGGCUCAUCAAGGCUGCCACCUACCAAGGAAUAAACAAGUGACCUGUGGUCCUCCUGGUGCUAAACCCCACUCCUGCUUGGCUCAUGGAUGUUGUGUGGAUGAAGAAACAUUGCACUGCUAUUACCCUAUGGACACAUGCACAGCAGACGGCCACUUUGUCUUUGCGGUUUACCGCAUUGCCAAUAAACCUGAAGUGGACCCAACAACGUUGGUGGUUUCGGGCAACAAGUCUUGUCUCCCUGUGAUCUGCACUCCACAAUUUGCCAUCUUUAAAUUCCCACUGACUGGCUGUGGUACCUACGUCUUUGUCAUUGCUGAAACUACAAUUUAUGUGGCUGAAGUGCAAGGCCUAAUCAGACGCAAGCUGCAAAUGUUUGGGCAGAUUACAAGAGACAGUCCAUUUCGUCUCCAGGUGGAAUGUCGCUACUCCAAAGGAAGUCUGACCAGCACUGGCUACUUGGUGAUGAAUGUGUCUCCUCCUCCUGCUUCCAUUUCUUCUGGGCAACUUGGAGUUUCUUUAAGAAUUGCCAAAGAUGAAAGCUACGCUUCAUUUUACCCAUAUUCCCAAGUACCCGUUAUCUUAUUGUUGGGUAAGAAAGUCUACCUGCAACUCCAACUUGUAAAUCCACCUGAACCUAAUGUGGUGUUGCUGGUACAUUACUGCAUUGCUUACCCUCGUUCUUCAAUGAAUGCCUGGGUACUCAUCUAUGAAGGGUGUCCAAAUAAAGAAUCUGCUGUCAAUCUGAUACGGAAAGAUAUUGAGGGGCAUCCCUUGCCAAAAUAUCUACGCCGCUUUGACCUCCAGACAUUUCAGUUUUUGGACCCAAAGAGUCGGGAACAUUUGGAUGAAGAGGUUUACUUCAUGUGUUCAACUGAAGUCUGCUCACCCUCCUCUCAAGUUUGCAAUGAAGGAUGCUUUGAUGGAAGAAUAAUGGCAACCCCUGCUUCUGAUGCUUUUGAUGGACGCUGUUCGGGAAAGUUUUGUCCCAAACAUGUGAUCAUUGCCAAGAGAGCCAUUGAAAGGUCUGAAGCUGUCCAUGCAAUGUUCAACUCCAACAAUGUUCCUGCCCAAGCUCAUGGUAAUCUAUUGACCAAAUUGAUCCUUCCAUUGGUCUUGGGACUAUUUUGCUUGAUUACUGCUUCAGCAUUGUUAAUUCUCAGGAAUCUACACCACCCUUGCAGAUAUUUAACUAAAUAAUAAAGCUUUUUUUCACUUUUUUGAAUGUUUUA
This is a messenger RNA of Erpetoichthys calabaricus (reedfish), 1443 nucleotides long. Its product is annotated as zona pellucida sperm-binding protein 4-like. Gene Ontology annotation, biological process: prevention of polyspermy; binding of sperm to zona pellucida. The record is from RefSeq and is a predicted model, not a curated record. Gene Ontology annotation, cellular component: egg coat. Gene Ontology annotation, molecular function: acrosin binding; structural constituent of egg coat. Bases 188 to 1411 code for a protein of 407 amino acids. NCBI's taxonomy places the organism in Eukaryota, Metazoa, Chordata, Cladistia, Polypteriformes, Polypteridae. The transcript is spliced from 11 exons.